This is a messenger RNA of Oppiella nova, 801 nucleotides long. Lineage: Eukaryota; Metazoa; Arthropoda; Arachnida; Sarcoptiformes; Oppiidae. The record is from the annotation of a GenBank genome assembly.
AUGGAUCUUGGUGAUAAACUGUGUAUGAUUUGCGGUGGUAGUAAGUUGGUUCGCAGGUACUUUGGUGCCAUUACUUGCGAUUCGUGUAAAUCAUUUUUCCGGCGAAUGGCCCUUAAAAAUAUACAACUAAAAUGCUCAACUGAUGGUAAAUGUAAUAUUACAGCAAAUCCUAGAAAAUUGUGUCAAAAAUGUCGACUCGAAAAGUGUUUAGCCGUUGGAAUGAGAAAGGAAUUCAUAAAAGACGUGAAGCAAAACGAAAUGAGAAAACAGUUGAUUAGAGAAAGCAAAUUAAAACAACAAAAUUGUAUUCAUUACUCAAACACUAACACAGAACCUAAUGAACAGAAUAUGCAAAUUGAAAGUUAUGUUACAAAUAGCGAUAAUAACAAUAAUUUGAUACAAGACUCGUUUCCAUUGGCUAUCCUUCCUAUGUUCCAAGAAAUUACUGAUUACCAUGGAUUGAAUCAAUCACAUUGUGAUCGUAUAUUGCAACUAUUUAAAGCAUCUAGCAUAAUUGAUUACCCGCUUUCUACAAAUGUCGUAGAAAUAAGUGAUCGAAAUACUGUAUUUUCUUUAAAUGAAUUAAAUGUAACUGGAGGUGAACAACAUGUCAGAAAUAUUGUCAAGCUAAUAAAAGGGUUGAAUGGAUUUCAAAAUAUUUGCCAACAUGAUCAGUUAUUAUUAGUACAGCAUGGUUGUCUUGAUUUAAUUAUAUUACGAUUUAUGAAAUAUUUUAAUCAAGAUACUGAAAGUUAUAUAUUCCCAAUGGGUACUGGCAUAUCUCUUAGCGUGCCAUUAAAA